Messenger RNA from Sciurus carolinensis (gray squirrel), 4066 nucleotides. It is a transcript of the gene Wipf3, whose product is annotated as WAS/WASL interacting protein family member 3. The record is from RefSeq and is a predicted model, not a curated record. Bases 1 to 2001 code for a protein of 666 amino acids. Lineage: Eukaryota; Metazoa; Chordata; Mammalia; Rodentia; Sciuridae. Gene Ontology annotation, biological process: retrograde transport, endosome to Golgi; exocytosis; Arp2/3 complex-mediated actin nucleation. Gene Ontology annotation, cellular component: WASH complex; recycling endosome; early endosome. Gene Ontology annotation, molecular function: gamma-tubulin binding; actin binding; alpha-tubulin binding. The transcript is spliced from 11 exons.
AUGUUUGCAGAAGAAGAAGAAAUUUAUUAUGAAGCCCUGAAAAGAAACACACGCCUACAGUACACAGGUGAAAAUUCUAGGGAAAGGGAUGGCUCCAUCGAUGCCACCAGCAACCAUCUGUCUUCAUCUCCUGGCUCCGUUUCUGCAGAGUGUCCAGAGAAGCCCCGGGCUGUCAUCCCGCAACACCCAAGCUGGCGGGACGCAGCGGCCGCGGCUCCCGGGCAGGAGCCCCCGAGCAGGUGGGGGCGGCGGCCCCGCCUCCGCGUCCCGGCAGCACCAGAGCUGGCGGCCGGGGAGCGAGCUGGGCGCACCGAGUGCAGCACCGAGCGCCGCGCGGCCUCAGCGGCGUCGCCUGGAGCACCGGCGCUGCGGGACGGAGCCCGGAGCGGGAAGGCAGCGGGGAAGGCGGCCCCAGCUGGAGUCCAGACUGGUCCCCGGCACAGCCAUCGACAGAGCAGAAACCUUUCUCUUGGGACCAUUCAUAAGCAAGAGACACCAACACUGCCAUGCCCGUGCCGCCGCCACCCCCCACCUCCUCUGCCUCCACCUCCCCCGCCUCUGGGAGCUCCUCCCCCGCCUCUUGGAGCUCCUCCCCCUCCCCCACCACCAGCACCUCCGGUCAGCACCGACACUUCGGGCUUGAGAAAGCCAGAUCUGAAAGGUCGGAGUGCCCUGUUGGCUGAUAUCCAGCAAGGAACUCGCCUGCGAAAGGUCACACAGAUCAAUGAUCGCAGUGCCCCACAAAUUGAGAGUUCCAAAGGAACCAACAAAGAAGGAGGAGGCUCUACCAAUUCCCGAGGAGGAAACACACCCCCAGCCCUGGGAGAUCUCUUUGCUGGUGGCUUUCCUGUGUUGCGACCAACAGGCCAGAGGGAUGUAGCAGGUGGCAAGACAGGGCAGGCCCCUGGCUCAAGAGCACCUUCUCCCCGGCUUCCCACAAAAACCAUCAGUGGCCCGCUCAACCCCCCUGCAUCUCCCAGGCUAGGCAAUGCCUCUGAGGCCCACGGCGCUACCAGGAUAGUCCCUCCGCGCCCCAAUGUGCCCGCCCCACCUCCGCCUCCUCCGCCCCUACCCCCACCGCUACCACCGUCUUCCCCCACCAAAGCCUCGCUGGUGUCCCCACCCGGCCCACCGACCAAAGGGAGCUCUCCUGCAGCUGCACCCUCUGUCCCGUGUCCGCCGCCGCCACCACCGCCUCCGCCACUUCCCCCGACCCCACCCCCUCUGCCCCCGUCGUCGGUGCUGAGUGACAAGGCAGUGAGACCUCCCCUGGCCCCCUUGCACCUCCCGCCCAUCCCGCCCCCGCUCCCUCUCCUCCCACCCUGUGGGUAUCCAGGACUCAAUGCGGAGCCUGCCAGCCCCGCGCAAGAGGUGCCGGAGCCUCCCGCCCCUCCGCCACCGCCACCGCCACCCCCACCCCCGCCGCCCCCGCUCCCCCUGCAUGCUUCCUGUUCGCCCAGGGCUUCUGUACCAGCGCCCCCCUUGCCCGGCGCUAAUAACAGCAGCGAAACCCCUCCCCCGCUGCCCCCCAAGUCCCCCAGCUUUCAGGCCCAACAGCAGAAGGCCAGCGUGCAGGGCUUGCCGGCACCGCCCGGCCCUCCGGGAUCUCAGCCGCUCCUGCAGAAGAGGAGGUUUUGCCGAGGCCCAGGGACCAGUGGGGGAAAGCUAAAUCCACCUCCAGCACCCCCUGCAAGAUCACCCACCACAGAGCUUUCAAGCAAGAGCCAGCAGAACUCUGCCUGGACGCCCACCCAGCAGCCCGGAGGUCAGCUGAGGAAUGGAAGCCUACACAUCACUGAUGACUUCGAGUCUAAAUUCACGUUCCAUUCUGUGGAAGACUUCCCCCCUCCAGACGAAUAUAAACCAUGCCAGAAGAUUUACCCCAGCAAAGUCCCCCGAAGCCGCACACCUGGUCCCUGGCUCCAGGCUGAGGCAGCUGGACAGAGCCCGGAUGACAUCAAAGGCAGAAAUGCUCAGUUAUCUCUAAAAACACUCCGGUGAGAAGAUGGAUGAAGCCAAGGUCCAGGGGUUCCAUGUCACAGGAUGGCCACCCCCGGAGAAUGUGUCAGGCCCCACCAUACUCACGCUGUAUUCAGUUGACGAACAGGCUCUGAAUGGAGCACUUAUUUAUUGUAAAUACGUGGUUUGCACGGGCUUUAAAGCAGUUGACUUUGAGUUAUUUGAGUAAUAUUUUUAAAAACAACCACCAUUUCCCCAUUAUUUAAAAUGUAUCUUGGCAUUUGUCUGUACAGACAGAGCCCUGUCCCACUCCAUUGUGUCUAUCCUGUGACUGUACAUAUGCUUGCAGGCUGGCCCUUCCUAGAUUCUGAACCAUUUUAGAGCGUCCUUAGUUUGUAGGUGAUCCCAAAGUCCAGAGUAUUCACAACAGCUUCUUAUUGGCAUGACUUUAUAUCCUCAUUGCACCAACUGCAAAAUCAAACCAAAUAAUGCCUUAUAAACGAUGCAGCUCAGAGGAAGUAGUGUGUGCCCACACCCGACGGUGCCGCGCAGCCUCCGGUGAGUGAGAUGUCAUGUCUCACUUGCAGUCUGCAGUACAGGGAUGUCUUUUUGCUGCCUAAUGUAAAUAUACCACACUGUAAAGGCAGGAGAGGGCUCGGCCCCUCCACUGCCUUCCACAGGGCCCUUUUGUAACUGAAUUAUCCUACAAGUAGCCAAUGCUCUUACUGUUUACAGUGCUCCUAGUGCCCAUGUCUCUGUCACUUCCCUCCUGUUCCUCCAAGUUCCCAGUCCCAUCCUGGUAGCCCAGAGAAGGUCAGCUUUAGGAGAUUUGGGUAUUUUUUUUUUCCUUUAGGAAAAAACAUACACUAGUCAUGAUUAUCGUGAACUGCUAAUUCUAUCCCAGAGGUGUCCAGCCCCCCAGCCAAGCAAAGAUUUCCUUGGAAAAUAUGACAAGGGUAGAACAAAAUGUCUGGUGAAUUAUAUGCCUCAAGUACCUGGCCACCACACCGCCACAACCCGAGGAAUCUGGGAACCACCGGGGGCCACACCCAACUCCCUUCCCAGCAGAGGGAGGAUGUUACUGGCCCAUAGCUUCCCUGAGAUGAGUGCACAUUCAGCUCCUUGAAUAUGCAGGUUCCAACUGGGCUAGAGCUACUCCUCACCUUUUCCUUGAGCAGCAAAGGCACCCAGGUGGGUUUUUGCUGACCUCGAAUGCUCCCUAUCCUUGAGGCAGCGAACACUGAGACAGAUGAAGGAGAGAGUAGGAGGAAACAGGGGAGGGAGAAGAAGAAGGUAGUGGAAAACAGGUUUGCUUUGGAACAAUCCACUCAGUUCCUCAUGGCUUCAGGAUGCAGGUGAGCAGGAUUUGGCCAACGUGACUGCAGACACCUUGCUGUGGUCUGGAGUCAGUCAGGCUGUGUCCUACAUCAGUGUGUGCUUUCCCGUUCCCCACAGGAGAAACGGAGUCAGCGUCAAGUUCACAUCUCUGGGGAUGACUCAGGCCAAAUAGUCUCAGCUAAAAUCCUUGAUAAAGAAGCUUUCUCAGGCUUUUUGCAUUAUUGACUUGUUGUAUUAGUUCUGGAAGUUUACCAAAAGGUCAGGAUAUCAUUUUGGGGACAGUAUCCACUCUGCCUUCCUUCCAGUUGCAUAAGAUACUUUUAAGAGCUUUCAUUUUCCUGAUGGAGAAGGCCCUAGACGGUUCCACUUUGCCGUGGACUGCUGGCCCCGGUGAGGCGUUCGUAAGUUCUUCUGCACUACUGGGAUAGAAAGUUAAAAUAAAACCAUUCAAGGACAGAGGGAAGGAAGGAGCAGAAACCAAAAAUGGCAAAUAAGGAGCAACCUCAGGAAUCUGGCAUCAUGCGUGUCCUCAAGACCUGUCACUGAACGCACGCCCUCCAAGCUCGGGCAGUGUACAGGCUGAGCCCCUUGACCGUGGACUCAUCAGAGAGGCGUCCCUGCCACCUCCCAUAUCCUCACUGACCCUGAUGUCUGUGACUCUCCCUGUGUUUCACCUGUAUUUUAUAUUUAUUGAUGCCUUCCUCUGCAGAUUCCUUUCUUUGUACUUAAUAAACUGACUUUAAUAAGUGGAAAUGCUUCUGAGGUCAUU